AUGCUCAUUUUGGGCCUCAGGAGCGGCUGUCACGGUGUCACUGAGCGCCGCUCCAGUGAAGCGGCAGCGCCGCGCAGGCCCGGGCAGCGGAGCGGCCGCGCUCGGCCCGACCGAGCGCCUUCCUCGCAGGCCCUGCCGGAGGCUCCCCCCACCCGGCCGUACCUCGGGGCUCAACUCCCGGCCUCCGUCACAGUCCCAGAGGAACACAAGGGCACAUUUGGGCACGGGAUCGAUGCCCCCGGGAAUUCGGGCCGAGCCGGGCUCCGCCGCCGCCCCCCGGCACCUCGGGCAGGCGGGCGCGGCCCCAGCGCGGCGCGGCUGCGGCGCAUGCGCGGGCCCGUCCCGCCCCGCGGCGGGCGGAGCGCUGAGGCGGCCGCGCUGGGGGCGCUCGGGGCCGCGGGUUCUGCUGUGGGCGUUCCGCAGCUCCUCCGGCUGUCCCGGCUCGGCACGCAGCUCGCCUGUGCUCCCCGGCACCCCUCAGCUCAAUCCCUCUGCCCUCAGAGGGCGUCCGCCCCUCAGAGCCGGCUGCCCGCACGGCGGGGGUGCGCUGAGGGCUGCGCCGCCGUGAUUGCUGCGAUGGGUGCGCUGGGCUCGUUUGUCCCCAUCCGCAGACUCAUAGGGAAGCGUUACUUAGACCUCUAG
Oenanthe melanoleuca is the source of this 642-nucleotide messenger RNA. RefSeq lists its product as uncharacterized. Lineage: Eukaryota; Metazoa; Chordata; Aves; Passeriformes; Muscicapidae. The record is from RefSeq and is a predicted model, not a curated record. The transcript has 2 exons. Bases 1 to 642 code for a protein of 213 amino acids.